This is a messenger RNA of Tetrahymena thermophila SB210, 594 nucleotides long. Its product is annotated as MORN motif protein. The record is from RefSeq and is a predicted model, not a curated record. Lineage: Eukaryota; Ciliophora; Oligohymenophorea; Hymenostomatida; Tetrahymenidae. The transcript has 5 exons.
AUGUUAAACAAAUAACAAAAGUAAUCAAUUUGGUCAGGUAGUGUUUAUGAAGGGGACAUGAAAGAUGGAUGGUAUCACGGAAAAGGAAAAUUCAAAUACCCUAAUGGAGUAAUUUAUGAAGGAGAUUUUGUUAAAGGUCAAUUUCAUGGAGAAGGAAUAUUGAUAUAUCCAAAUGGUGGUAAAUAUAAAGCACAUUGGGAACAUGGCAAAAUGAUUAAGGGCGAUUAUUACUUUUAAGAUAAUUUAAAAUACGAAUCAGAAUAAUGGAAUUAUUGCUAGGGUGAAGACAGAAGAUUCUAUCCUGAAAUGUUAAAUGGUAUUAAACCUGCAGGUGCUACUUAAAUGACAAAAGAAGAAAAAGCACCACAUGACAUACCUGAAGGGACUUAUGAUGUUGGUGAAGGUUAUUAUGAGCCUAUAAAAUCUAUUAUAUAUGAAUAUGAUGGUAAGAUACUUAGAACUCCAAGUGAGGCAGAAGUAGAAAACAUUCUUAAAAAGUGCAGAUAUAACCCAAGAAAAUCAUUAGUUAUAACAGGAGAAAACGAUAAGAUUAUUAAAAGUGUAACAGAUCCUUCAAAAUAAAAUAAAAUUUGA